AUGAUUUGGUUCUGGUUAACUUUGGCUGUCAUAAUUAUGGGCAUAGCUUCUGUAGUAGACUUUUCUACUGAAAGUAAAAGCAAGCUGCUUAAAGACCGUGUCCUAAUCAUAUUUGCGCAUCCUGAUGAUGAAAGCAUGUUUUUUGGACCUACUCUGGAGUAUCUAAGCCAGCAUCAAAAUGUGCAAGUGCAUCUCUUAUGCUUGUCCAACGGAAACGCUGAUGGCCUUGGAUAUCUUCGACAAACCGAACUUGUUAAUGCAGCUUCUCAAUAUCGAAUCCCAAAAAGCAACAUUCAGAUUCUCUCUGACAAAAGGCUAAGCGAUGGCAUGUACGAACGAUGGGAUUCCAUUGUGAUUGCCAAACACAUUCAUAAGUACAUAACGGAAAAGGACAUCAAGUUGGCAAUUACGUUUGACAAAGAUGGUAUUUCGGGACAUCCAAAUCACAAAGCUUGCUUUUACGGUGCUCUAAAUGCCUCCAAAAUGGUUGCUGACAUGCAGCUCUUCACUUUGAAGUCAGUGGGAUUUUUUCAAAAAUAUUUGUACUGGCUCGAUUGUUGUCGAAUGGUUGUUGUUCAGUUUCUUUCUAGUAAACAGAAGCACAUUACGAUUGAAGCCAAAAGACAAUCCAUACAGACCAUACGCAAUGCCAUGAUUGAAGGCCACCGUAGCCAAAUGGUAUGGUUUCGUUAUGGAUGGAUUUACUUGUCCCGUUACAUGUUUUUAAACACUCUUGAACAAGUCGUAUUUUGA
This is a messenger RNA of Schizosaccharomyces osmophilus, 753 nucleotides long. It is a transcript of the gene gpi12, whose product is annotated as pig-L, N-acetylglucosaminylphosphatidyl inositoldeacetylase. Gene Ontology annotation, cellular component: endoplasmic reticulum. Bases 1 to 753 code for a protein of 250 amino acids. The record is from RefSeq and is a predicted model, not a curated record. Gene Ontology annotation, molecular function: N-acetylglucosaminylphosphatidylinositol deacetylase activity. The transcript has 4 exons. Lineage: Eukaryota; Fungi; Ascomycota; Schizosaccharomycetes; Schizosaccharomycetales; Schizosaccharomycetaceae. Gene Ontology annotation, biological process: GPI anchor biosynthetic process.